Messenger RNA from Drosophila sulfurigaster albostrigata, 7978 nucleotides. RefSeq names its product kinesin-related protein 4 (gene Cep164). Lineage: Eukaryota; Metazoa; Arthropoda; Insecta; Diptera; Drosophilidae. The transcript is spliced from 3 exons. Gene Ontology annotation, molecular function: protein binding. The record is from RefSeq and is a predicted model, not a curated record. Bases 648 to 5183 code for a protein of 1511 amino acids.
ACAAAAACUCUUUUACCUAGCUUUGUGUGAGUGUGCGUGUGUGUAUGUGUGGUAUUUGCUGUUGCCAAGCAAACGCAUUUGCCUGCCACUCCCCCCCUUCCCACCCACCUGCCAUCACUCCUACUCUGCCCACCACAUGCAACUCGUGCCAACUCGUUCUUACAGUUAUCCAUUAUCCGCUUCCUUCUUUUGUUGUUGCUGUUUUCCGUCUUGCUUUUUGUGCUCUUCUUUUUAGGUCACAGCCAGCAACAACAACAGCAACGAGAAGAAGAAGAACAGUCGGGAUUCGAUUUAUACGCCUUCAUCAUCGUCAUCAUCUCUCUCUGCUCCUCUGUUCUGCUGCUGCAUUUGUGCAUUUGCUGCUGCCGGUCACACACACUUACACACACACACAUAGAUGCAGUGUGUAUGUAUUGGUGGCAGCAUGCUCAACACUUACGCAACGCUGGCGACAUCUGACGGCGACAUUAGUCAACACUAAGCCAGCAACGGAAAAAAGUUUCACACCAACAACAACAACAACAAAAGCAACAGUAGAAGGAGCAUAAGAGAAGGACAGAAGAAGUAGUGGAGAGAAAGAAGCGGAACGAAGCGGAGCAGGAAGAGAAGUAGAAAAACAAACAAAAAAUAACUAGGCACAAGUUAUUAUGGCAACCAACACGAGCAUCUCGUCGGCGACGCCAUCGUUGGCCACAACGCCGGCAACAACGCCCACAGCAAUGACAACAGCAGCGACGACAGCCAAGCGACUUGGCUACACAUCGCCAGCCGUGUCCUCGUUGUCAGCUGCCUCUGCCUCUGCCUCGGCUGCGUCGGCGUCGGCAGCAUCGGCGACCACAGCAUCGGUCAUCUGCGAGGAGGUCUUCGACGAAGCCUGCCUCCCAUCAUCCGAGGAGAUCAACGAUUAUGCGACGCUGAUUGGCAUUGAGCCCGGCAAGGAGACACAUUUGCUAUACCUGGCCAAGGAAGGUCUUAUGGCCGCCCUGCCGCCCGAGUGGAAGAUCUGCUACUCGGAGGAGAAGAGCGGACAUUACUAUCACAAUACGCGGACAAAGCAAUCGCAGUGGGAUCAUCCGCUGGACGCCGUCUAUCGUGAGCUCGUCGAGCAGACGCGACAAAAGCUCGCCACCGGAGGCAGCGUCGGAGCAGCGACUCCCAUCAUUGACAACUCGGAUGAUGUGUCGCAGCUGGACUCGGGAAUACGCAGCAUGCAGGGCACCGACGAAUUGCUCGACGACAUGAGUUCACCCCUCAACAAUGGCAGCAGUCAGAAUCAGCAUCAACAGCAGCAGCAGCAACCGCAACAACCACAGCAAUUGAAAGCGAGCGGAGCAAAUAGUUUUCCCGGUCCGAGCGGAUUUAGCGGCGGUGUCAGUCGCUUUUUGGAGUCGCGCAGCAAGAACUUUGGUCCCAUCUUUCAGCCGGUGAAGAACACACGCUUCGAGGUGGCCAAAACGAAUUCACAAAUCAGUCUGGCCAUGAAAUUCGGCGGACAAUCUCCCGCAGCUGCGGGUGGAGAAACACCGGGAGCAGCGGGGGCGGCAACGCAACGUUCAGGCGGAGCAUUUCAAUUGUCCGGCACCGGGGCCAUGUUCCUCAAGUCGCGACGUCACCUCGAACAGCAGCAACAGCCACAAACUGUUGCCCCGACAAGCUCGGCAGCAGCGACAGCAACUCCGCCUCCCAUUGAGCUGGGCAGCACACCGGGCGUCAAGGGAAUUCUACGCGACUCCAGUUUAACGGAUAUGCGGCGACGUUUCGAUCGCGAACGCGAUCGCGAUGAGGAUGCUGUGAUUGUGGUGGGUGCCAGUGGCGGUGGAGAGGAUAAGAAGAGCGUGCGGUUCAAUCUGGAGGACACGAUACGCUUGCGUAGCUCACCCGAGGAGGAGGAUAACAACAGUCUGCGCAAACUCAACCAAAGUCCCGAGUUGUCCAUCAACUCUGAAGACGAGGGUGGCGAUGAAUCCGAACGCGAUGCUGACAACGAUGACGAGGAGGAAGAAGAGGAGGAGGAGGAAGACGAUGACGAUGACGUCUGGGAUGAGGAUGUGAUUGAUCCUGAUGCCAUGGAGGGCAUGUGCAGUCUGAAUCCCUUCAUCAGUGAUGCCAACAAAUCCAUACGCAUCAUCAAUCUGCCCAAGGCACAAACCAUACAGAUGCUAAAAUCCGCACAGAGCUCCGUUCCCGAACUGGAACCCGUCAAGCUAGGCGAGUCGAGUGGCAGCGGCGGAGGGGUGACGACAACAGCUAGCAGUUACCUCGACAAGCUGAAGGAAAGCGCCGCUGUCAAGCCUUUAUAUGAGGACACCGACUCGGAUUCGAAGGGCAGCUCGGUGCGCAGUUUCAUCAUCAACAAAUCGGAGCAGGAAUCGCUGCACUCGUCAACUACGCCCGCGGGCAACAAUCCCUUCGAUCUCGACGAGCUGGGACGCAAGCACAGUCACGAAUUGGAGCAACUUCAACGCAAGUCCGCGCAAUCCGCGGCUCAGCUGGCAACCGAUAAACUCGGUCUGCGGUCCCUGAAGAUGGCCAGCAAGCUGGUGGGACUGCUGAAGCAGAAGGACAGCAACAGCCAGUCGUCUGCAAGCGGCGAGGGAGUGUUGAACGAGGCCGCAGCUCUGCAGCAGCUACAACAGGAUAUGGAGCACGUUAAGCGCGAGCACGAGACGCGUCUGAAGAGUCUGCGGCACGAGUACGAUUUGCGGCUGACCUCACAUCAGCAUCAGCUCGAGGAGGCCUUCGAGCUGCAGCUAGAGGAAUAUCGCUCACAGCUCGAACAUCAGCUGCAGGCGAAGCGCGCUCAGGUUGUCAGCGAGCACAAGGCACGCAUGGCAACGCUGCAGUCGAAUCACGCGGAGCUUUUGCACGAACUCGAACGGGAUUUGCGCAGCGAACAGGAAAUAUUGCGACGCGAACAUGCCGCAAAGUUGACGCAAAUGCGCGACAAGCUCGCCCACGAACUGGAGCUGGAGAAACAACGAUUGCGGGACACCGGUGAGGAGCGAUUGUACGAGAAGGUGCGCUGCGAGAAGCGGCUGCUUGAGGACAAAUACCGUUGCCUCAAGGAGAAGUAUGUGCGCCUGAAGACCGACGUCAAGUUGUCGCUGGAGCGACGCAGUCGUCGCCGCGAGGCGCAGGCGUUGCAACAGCACAACAACGCCCAUCAUCAUGGGACACAUCACGGCCAUCACAACAAUCACACCAAUACGAAUACGACAACGGGUUCCGAGACGGAACGUUCGAUCUCGCAGAAACCCUCGAUCGGCAACAGCGAGAAUCGUUCGCUUAGCUACUCGGAGCAAGCGACCGCCGCCGGUGGCCUAAGUCCCGCAACGACCGGCGGCAGUCAGGGUGCAGCGGCCAAGGUGAAGCCACCGGUGCCCCCGAAGACGCAUCUAAGUAAACCUGGGAUUGCCAGCAAGUACAUUAAGACACUGCAGCUGCAGGACGAUACGAACACCUCGUUGAGUCAAUCGGACACAACGAUCUCCAACAAUUACAGCAAGGGACGGUAUUUGGCUGCGAUGGCGACACCGACGGCGACACCAACGCCCUCGGCAUCGGCGGUGGUGUUGAGCGAUAAUGGGAAUUCCGAUUCCGAGGCGGUGGCUCUGCAGCAGCAGGAGAACAACAACAACAAUAACAAUAAAUCAUUGUCGGUGGUGCAGCCCCGGAAGAAACUGUUUUCGCGCACCAAAUCCGCGUCGACCUCACGUCUCAAUUCGGACAAUUCGAACAACUACGGCAAGCAGCAACCACAGCAACAGCAGCUGGUGGAGCAACGUCCCUGCACACCGGUGGAGAAUUUGCGACAUCAAUUGCAGAAACUCGAGGAUCUCGAGGAUCAGUUUCCCGAGCAUACGCUCGACACCACCUAUCAUCUCCGUUAUCCCUUCACGGACAUUUCCAAUGAACAUGCAGCGGUCGUGGGUUCGGUGGUCGGUUCCGAACUGGAGUUCUUCAAGCAUCGCAUACACCUGGAACGGGAUUCGGUGAGGCGAGCCAAGGAAUCGUUGCGCACGCAACGCACCAACUUCCGGGCACGUCAGCGUGAGAUUAAGCAACGCCACAAGACAAUUGCGUUGGCAGCACCGCGUCACUCGCUCGAUCAACUGAUACAGGAGGAAAAGGAGCUCACCGAAAUGGAGGUGAAUUUGCAUCGAACACGCGCGUUGCUCGGGGAGAAGGUGAUCCGAUUGCGACACCUGGAGCAGAGUUUGUUGCGCAUCUACGAGAAGGAGAAACCGACGCUAGAGCAAGAGCCCAAGGACGAUGCGACCACAUUGAGUGAUCUCUCGUCGCACUCGAGUUCGGGUUUCAGCAGCACGGACUUUGCCAGCGGUGCCGAUUUGCACAAGCGCAAGGAAUACUUUCAACAGGAGUCAAACGAAUGCAUACAAAAUCUCGAGAUACUGAAUGCCGAGAUACGUGAAAUACUCGACAUACUAAGCCAAAAGCAACAGCACCAACACCAGACAGCCUCACAUCAGGCAUUGUCCACGCUUAACAUGGGCAUGUCCAUGCCCCCGAUGAUAUCCCCGAAUGAGCUCAGCUGGUCGCACAUGCUGAGCCAACAGCAGCAGCAUCAGCAAUCAUCGUCAGCUGUCGCUGCAAUGCCAACGCUUCAGAGCAGCAGCUCGACACACAGUCUCAGCGGUGCCACAACUCAACAAACCCAGGCAGCUGCUGUGGCAGCAGCGGCGGCAGCUGCAGCUGCGGUCCAUGCCCCACAAUCGAUACCCACGCUCGCCGAUCGCCUUGAGACGUAUCGCCAAUUGGCCGCCGGCCGCAUGCACAGCUCGAUGGGCGGCGCCAUUCUGGCGGCCAACACAAUUGUCUCCCAGAGUCCUCGGGCUGUGAACUACACCACAAGUCUGGUGGAACGGACCCGGGAUUUACGCAACUGGUUGCGUCAGGCGAAGACCGAGCAUGAGCUCCUCACCGGCAUGGGGAUGCAGCAUGGCCUGGCGAUGCACUCGGCCAGCGGUGCGGGUGGCAUCAGUGGCAUUGGUGCCGCAAUCGGUGGCAACUCCUCCGGAGGCUCUUCGGCUAGCGGUGGAGGCGGUGGCGGAGGCGGUGCCACCGCUUCGGUUGUUGUCCCAGCUGCGGGAACAGCAACAGGUACAGGAACAACAGCCGGAGCAGCGGUUGCAACUGCGGCAGCCGCACAAACUAAUUUGUAAGAGAAACAUAUUCCCCCUUAUCAUUAUAUACGUUACGUUUCUAUUUCUAGUCAAGACUAUGUUAGGACUUUUAGUUGUUAAUUGCUGUGUAUAUAUGAAACGCCUUUUUGCCUCUUUGCCUUUUGGUUGCAAACACAAGAUUUAACUUAAAUAACCUGAGCUACUUUGGGAGUUAUAAACUUGUUUUUCCCCCCUCACUCCCAGCAAAUAAUAAUUUACUCGUUAUAAAUUAAAAGAAAACUCUCGUAUUGAAUAAUUUAACUAAGUAAAUUAACUCAAAGUUAAUCUGACUGUCAUAGUUAAUUAACAAAAAAGAAAAGAAAAAACCAAGUGAAUGAAAACAAUCCACAGGCUACUAAAUAAUUAACGUAAUUAUUACAUUUUUAUUAAUUGUUGCAAAUGUUUGAAGCGUGCAAAUGUUUAGACUACAAUUCAUAAAGAAAUGUUAAUUCCGUAAAAGGAACUGACACAAAUACCCUUGCUUUCUCACUUUCAAAUACAUCUAAAUAUAUAAAGUGCAUUAACUGUGCCAAGUUUCAGCUGAAUCUAUUGAGAAGAAGCCAAGUUACAUUAGGCUAGUCAUCGACAUUUUUACAUCGAAAACAGAGCAUUGAAAUUCUCAAACUUCAUCAACUGAUCUAUAUGAUUACAACAUAUCCUUAUAGCACACCUCAUGAGACACAACUCUACCAAAUUUCAGUUGAUUACCUCUAGUAAAAGUCCAGUUCCCAUAGGAUAGUUCCGAUUAGCUAUAUUAUAGACUGCAAGGGUAUAUGCCACUCAUCAAAUAAUUACUGAUAUUAUGAUUUCUCAAUGUGACUCGUAACUACAAAAAAAAAAAGAAUGCACAACUAACUAUAGUAAGAUAUAUAAGACGCUAAUCAAAUGUAAUUCGUAUUAUCCGAUAUCAGAAACGAGAAAACGAAAUCAAACACUACAAAUACGUAAGAGAAAGCAACAUUGUUUUCUUCAGAAUCUCCAAUCUAUAGUUCUAUCAACGAUAUUACACUUAGUAAAAUAUCUCAAAUUUGAGCGAAGCUCGGAAACAAAAAAACCAACUUUACACUUCUCGAAACUAUUUUCGAUGUCUCUAAAGUGAGUUUUUAUCGCCGUGCAACGUUUGAAAAAUCUCGAUUAUAUAAUAAACGAAAAAUAAGCAGAAAAGUUACAGUAAUACAUAAUAAUAUUAUUGAAUGUUUAAAUGUUUUAUCUUAUAGAUAUAAACCAGAGAGCAAGUUUGAAUAAAGAACAAAAACAAAAACAGAAAAGAGAGAUAGACAGAGAGAACAGAGUGGAAGGGAGAUGGCAAAUCUCAAGCACAAAUAUUGCAGGAAAUAUUAUUGUUGAAGGUUGUUUUACUUAGGCAUGGAUGAAACAAAUCAAAUAUGAUAUCGAUAAAGCAAAAUAAUACUUAUACAAUUUAGCUAAACGAAGAUACUCUAAACAAUUAGACGAGAUACACACACAUAUGUACGUAUUCUUCCCUCCCUCCCCCCUUCCACUAUUCUCCUACUUAACCAAAACCAAGCUAUCGAUAUAUCGAAAUUAGCUAAUGUUUUUUCGAAAUAUUUUUAUGAUAGACCAUCCACAGAUACAGCAGAUAAUACUCGAUACUUUUUCUACUAUUUUCUAUGGCAUUUCUAGAGUAUUACAUCUUAGAAACUUGACACUAUUUCAGUUCCUGACCAUACACACACACACACACAUAACAUACAUCUAGAUAUCGUAGAAGGUUAAGUCUGAAUCUGAAUUACCGACAGUUGUGCCCCCCAUCAUCAGUGAAAGUAUCAGAGAGAAACAAACAAACAUGAUAGCGAGAAAGAAAGAAAGAGAAAAAAGUGUGCCCAUAUAUGCCAUAUAUAAAUAUAUAGAUAUACGAUUGCAUACGAUUAUUAUCGAUCGAUUAUCGAUUACCGUUUAUAAUAUAUAUGUACUUAUGUAUAUGUGAUGUUGUGAUAUUUGACUCUAGCGAUAUAAGGCUUAUGUUCCAUUGAUUUCAGCUUUUACUUCCGUCCUGAGUUUGUUUUCAGUUUCUGUUUGUUUCCCCCAAAAUCCCCAAUGAAAUAAAAAGACGGCGUCAAUUGGUUUUCCUAGAUACCAUACAUACAAAUAUAUUCAUGUGAUAGUUACACGAAAAUUGAGAAAAACUUACGACUUUAACUUUAACAACAUUGCGAGUUCUGUUUGUUAGAUAAGUAUUACCCGAUAUUAAUCUAUAUAUAGUAUAUAGUAUGAAAUAUCGAUUAUGAUUCGAGUGAAUUAUGUUUGAAAUGCACCGCUAAAAAUCAUACAACAACAAUCUAUGUAUAUCAAGUAAUACUUAUCGUGAAUCGAUAGCACAAUUUACAAUUAGUUGCCCACGAUUCCCGCCACCCCGGUGAAAAUUGUAAUACUACUUAUAAUGGAUAAUGAGAAUAUUGAAAUUUGAAAAAUUGUUGUUUCGGUUUUUUGUCGAUAAUUGAGUACAAAAAAAGUAAAAUGUAUUUUGGCCUAAAGCAAAAAUCAAAUGAGAAAUUCUAUGAAUAAUGCAUUAAACUAUCUGAAAUAUAAAUGUGAACAAAUUAUUAUAUUGAUUGAUUAUAUAUAUACACAUUAUAUGUAUGUGGUUUGUGCAAACUAUCGAUAGCUUUUUGCUACAUUCUCUCGUAAACACUUUCAACUAUCGUUAGUACUAUCGAUAGUUUGCCUCAAUCCCAAUAUAUAGAAUACGAUAUGCGAACAGCCUUAUAAAGCAGACGAUGCGCGGCCACAGAGAAAGCGAAGUGAUCGACACAUUAGAAGAGAGAGGGAGAGAG